AUUGAUAUUAUUAUAUUUACCUAUGAAAAUUAUACGUGUGGUUCAUAUAUUUAUUUCUCCUGCUACGACGACUGGUACAUGAUCAGUAGUUCCCCAAUUUUCAGUUAGAUAGAUUAUCACACCUCGUGAACACAGGUUGCAUUUGCUGCGGAGGAUCGAUCUCGCCAAUGGAUUUCAACAAGGAGCAAAAGAAAACCAUAGACCAAUCCAUCUUAUUAUGCUGCAAGUUCUUUGUCUCCGAAUCACGCAACAACGCCACCCUCAAUGCAAUAGAACGAGUUGCAAGGUCAAACCCGGAAACUGUGAUUGUGAACAUGUUUCAUGAUCGAAGUUAUAACAGGGCAAGGUACGACCUUGUGUCAUAUGUUUUGCACGACUGCACAGGAAAUCCCAUAUACAGCCCCUUGCACCAAACUGUCAUAGCCAUGGCUGAGGCUACAUUCAAUGCCAUCAACCUCGAAUUCCAUGAAGGUGCUCACCCUCGCUUGGGCGCACUCGACGACAUUAUCUUCCAUCCACUUGGUCAUGCGUCGCUCGACGAGGCAGCUUGGCUUGCCAAAGCAGUGGCAGCAGACAUUGGCAACCGAUUCAGUGUGCCAGUGUUUCUGUACGCCGCAGCCCACCCAACAGGGAAGGAAGUUGAUGCCAUAAGGCGAGAGCUCGGAUAUUACCGGCCAAAUUCAAGGGGAAGUCAAUGGGCCGGGUGGGCAAUGCCCGAAACGCUACCGCUGAGCCCUGAUGAAGGGCCCAACGUGGUUUCAAGAGCUAAAGGCAUCACAGUGAUUGGUGCACGCCCUUGGAUUACAUUCUACAACGUUCCAAUCCUUUGCACUGAUGUGUCAGUAGCAAGAAGGAUUGCAAGGAAGGUGAGUGCUCGUGGCGGUGGCCUUCCCACCGUGCAAACGAUUGCUGUAGUCCAUGAGGAUUCAACUGAGAUAGCCUGCAUGCUUUUGGACCCCAAACUUGUCGGAGCAGAUAGGGUUCAGAAUAGGGUUGAGAUGCAGGCAGCGGAAGAAGGACUCGACGUAGAACAAGGUUAUUUCACCGACCUUUCUCCGGAAAUGUUCGUAGAGAAAUACAUGAAACUAAUCAAUAAUGCUAACAAAUCGUGAUCAUGUGUGUAACUCGUUAGUUGGACUUGUUGAUCGAUGAAUAAUCAUAAAUGAUCAAAGGUUGUGAUUUUCAGUAAGUGUAAUACAAUGGUUCUAAAUUAUGAUUCCUAAAUGGUUGGCUGGAAAGACAACCAAAGGGUAACAAAAAUGAAGCAUGCAUGGACUAGAAAUUGAGAUUCCUAAAUGCUUCUGUGACUAUCUAUCCGUAUUUAUAUAUCAAAUUAAUGACCCGUUUUUCGGUCAAAA
This is a messenger RNA of Glycine soja, 1358 nucleotides long. RefSeq names its product glutamate formimidoyltransferase-like. NCBI's taxonomy places the organism in Eukaryota, Viridiplantae, Streptophyta, Magnoliopsida, Fabales, Fabaceae. The record is from RefSeq and is a predicted model, not a curated record. Bases 168 to 1112 code for a protein of 314 amino acids. The transcript is spliced from 3 exons. Gene Ontology annotation, molecular function: folic acid binding; transferase activity.